GGCGCUUCACUGACAUUCGAAGCCCAAACAUAACCUAGUCACUUUUAGUCAAAUCCAGUGUUUUUUAUGUUUGUAGCAGUUUGAGAAGACAAAAUGAGUGGUUUAAAUAACAUAGAAAUGGUAAUUGAAGAGAAAAAGGAGGAUGGUGUUGAUAGGCAAAAGGUAUGUCCAUUUCUACUAAGAGUAUUUGUGUCUUCGAAUGGACACCACCACAAGAUAUCUGACUACAGCAAAGGCACAGUGCCUGAAAACGAACUACAGAUUUACACAUGGAGGGAUGCGACUCUAAGUGAAUUGGCUAUAUUAGUCAAGAAAGUCAGUCCAGAAGCAAGAAGAAAAGGCACAAAGUUGACUUACGCCUUGGUGUAUCCAGAUAGCAGACAACCAGUUUACAGGCUGAGGGAUAUUGGCUCUACCAUAUCCGGACAGAAGGGUCCUGAAGAUUUGAAGACUUUGGGACAAGCGAGGUUCACAAUUGGUGAUUACAUGGAUAUCUCAAUCACUCCACCAGAGCAUUGGAAUAACAGUCCAAGGAAGAACUUUGCUAAUUCAUACAACAAUCACAGGCAGAGGCAGUAUUGAUUUUUGUUUUAUUCAAUUUCCAAAGUUAAUUUAUUGAUAAUUGUAUUGAGAAAUGUAAUACUUACUUUACUCAUCAGGUUUAUCAAUCAUGUAUAUUUUCAUUUCAUACAUGGAUAUUUUGUAUUUAGUUAAUAUUUGUUUUAUUAACUUUGUAGUUUCAGUUUAAGGAGUUUAAUACUUUUGUAAAUUUAAGCAAUAAA
This is a messenger RNA of Nicrophorus vespilloides, 782 nucleotides long. RefSeq names its product histone deacetylase complex subunit SAP18 (gene Bin1). Gene Ontology annotation, biological process: negative regulation of DNA-templated transcription. Gene Ontology annotation, molecular function: transcription factor binding; transcription corepressor activity. The transcript is spliced from 2 exons. NCBI's taxonomy places the organism in Eukaryota, Metazoa, Arthropoda, Insecta, Coleoptera, Silphidae. Bases 94 to 582 code for a protein of 162 amino acids. Gene Ontology annotation, cellular component: nucleus. The record is from RefSeq and is a predicted model, not a curated record.